AUGUAUUUUAUCAUAAAAAAAAUAGUAAAAUCACACUGCCUUCUUGCAGAUGCCAUCCCACCGAGCUAUUACAGCCUUUACUUCCGAAUCGUCAGAUUUGAUGUCUCAGCGAUGGAGAAGAAUGCCUCCAACUUGGUGAAGGCUGAGUUCAGGGUCUUCCGCCUGCAGAAUUCUAAGGCACGGGUCUCGGAGCAGCGGAUAGAGUUGUACCAGGUUCUAAAAUCUAAAGAAUUAUCGUCACCAGGACAGCGCUACAUUGACAGCAAAGUGGUUAAAACAAGAGCUGAAGGAGAAUGGUUGUCUUUUGAUGUCACUGAGGCUGUACAUGAGUGGCUCCAUCACAGAGACAGGAACCUUGGAUUUAAGAUAAGCUUACACUGUCCGUGCUGCACCUUCGUGCCUUCAAAUAAUUAUAUCAUCCCAAAUAAAAGUGAGGAGCUUGAAGCAAGAUUUGCAGGUAUUGAUGACUACACAUAUUCCAGUGGUGAUGUGAAAGCUUUAAAGUCCAAUAGGAAAAAAUACAGUGGGAAGACCCCACAUCUUCUGCUAAUGUUAUUACCCUCCUACAGACUUGAGUCGCAACAGCCCAGUCGGCGGAAGAAGCGUGCUCUAGAUGCUGCCUAUUGUUUUAGGAACGUGCAAGAUAAUUGCUGUCUGCGUCCACUUUAUAUUGACUUCAAGAGGGAUCUUGGCUGGAAAUGGAUUCAUGAACCUAAAGGGUAUCAUGCUAAUUUCUGUGCAGGAGCCUGUCCAUAUUUAUGGAGCUCAGAUACUCAGCACAGCAGAGUACUCAGCUUGUAUAACACCAUAAAUCCAGAAGCUUCUGCCUCUCCAUGCUGUGUGUCCCAGGAUUUGGAACCCCUCACCAUCCUCUACUACAUUGGCAAAACACCCAAAAUCGAACAGCUGUCCAACAUGAUCGUAAAGUCUUGCAAGUGCAGCUAAAGGAUACCCCUGAAACAGCAUGACGUGUGUGUUUAAAAAAAAAAAAAAAAACAAGGAAAAAAACAAAGAGAGAGCGAGAAGGAAAGAAAGAAAAAUGAAAACCCAGGUUCAUCAGUGUUAAAAGAAAAAAAAAAGAAGAAAAAAGCGGUACUAGUCUGAACUGUUUGAAAGUUUGUUUUGUUUUGUUUUUUUUAAACUGGCAUCUGAAGCAAAACAUUGAAGGCCUUUAUCCUACAUUUCACCUACACAUAGUGUGAGAUAGACAAGAAGCAAAGUUAAAGAAAAAAAACCUUUUAAAAAAUAAACACUGGAAGAAAUUUGUUAGUGUUACUAUGUGAAAGGAAAAAAACAGGAAAAUCCCAUGAAGUGGAGUUGCUGUAUCUGUCCCGUGCCUUACUUGAUCUCUCUGUAUUGUUACGCAAUAGGCAUCCUACCCAUUCCUCUUAGUUGUAGAGUUAACAGUGCAUUAUUUAUUUGUGUGUAAAAACUAUCAAAUGAACAUUUCUGUAUCACCAUUGGAAAAAAGAAAACCAGCCAAUGUGGACAAAGUGGAGACCAAAUAAGCUGCCAGAAAUACAUAUAGAGCCUAAAGGAACACAAGUUCAAAAGAAUCAGAAAAGUAAUGGUUAGUUUAGUUUGAUUAAAAUAGAAAUCAGUUAUUACAUUAUUGAGAAACUCUGCCUUUAAAAUACCUUAUUUUUCAUGCCAGCUGCCUAGAGAGGCUUCUUGUAAGGUCUCAAACUCUUGUUUUAAAUACUGAAUAAUUUACUAAUAAAGGACACUCUGUUUCAGUCUCAAAGACAAGUCUAUAAGAUUUUUUUUUUUUACUGUAAAUGAUCUAAAAUGUCAGUUUAGUAAACCAGUGAAAUAUUUAACGUGUACUGGUCUAAUCUUCAGACCUUAAUAAGUUGCUGUAUAGCUAUGCUAUGGGAUUUUUUUGUUCUUUUGGUAUAUGUAACCAUACCUAGAGUAUUACAAUAGGUGGUUAGUUAAAAGCCAGCUUAAUUGGAAACAUAUCUGUAGAUCUCUAUUUGUAAACUAUUAAAAAAUCAAGUACUUUAUGUGUAAUGUGUAAAUUUUCACCAUAUUUUUGUACUCUGUAAUACUGUCAGCUCUCAUGAGUUUGAAUUUGAAUUUGGGGCUCUUUUUGAUCACUCAGAAUCACGUGUUUCCCUCUAGCUGGCCAGUAUGAGUAGAGUCCCUAUAUUUUGACUUGCACUACAAAUACAUGUUUUAUAAUAAUUGCUAUACAUGUGCUUUGUAUAUUGUUCAUCAUUAUGACAUAAGCUACCUGACUCCAUUUGUUUUUCUGUUUUAUAAAAAGGAUGGAUUAAAGCAAUCUCUCCCCCCCUCCCCUUCCCCUC
Molecule: messenger RNA, 2309 nt
Organism: Phaethon lepturus (White-tailed tropicbird)
Lineage: Eukaryota; Metazoa; Chordata; Aves; Phaethontiformes; Phaethontidae
Gene: TGFB2
Product: transforming growth factor, beta 2
Exons: 6
Coding region: 1-945 (314 amino acids)
Biological process (GO): BMP signaling pathway; regulation of cell population proliferation; transforming growth factor beta receptor signaling pathway
Cellular component (GO): extracellular region
Molecular function (GO): type III transforming growth factor beta receptor binding; growth factor activity; cytokine activity
Source: RefSeq, a predicted model, not a curated record